ACUUGGUACAUUCCGUGAACAAUAGGAUGAUGAUUUAGGUUCUUUUCUACCUGCUAUAAGAACAUGCUGCACUUUCUGCUCUCACAAAUUCAAGUUUUCAUUGUAGGGUUCAAAUCUUUCCCAGAGUACCGCUCCAUCAUCUCACAGUACCUCAUAUAUAUUAGUUCUACGACCACACAAAACAGCCACCAUGGCUUCUCUUUACAAGCAAUCUGUACCUGUCUUCACGAAAUAUCUGCACAAUCUUUCCGCCAUAGUCAAGAAAGGGGAGACAUUUGCAAAUGAGAAAUCUAUCAAGCACGAUGAAAUCCUGAAUUAUCGUCUCAUUUCUGACAUGAAAGGUCUCAUCUACCAGGUGCAAUCCUGCUGCGACACGGCCGUCUGGUACGUGGACCGCGUGGGCGGUCUCAAGCAUGUGGCCGUCGAGGACAACGAGACGACUUUUGAUCAGCUCUACCAGCGCAUCGAGAGGACGAUCGCGUAUCUCGACGAGGUCGAACCCAGGGCGCUAGACGACAAGGCCGAUGCGAAGGUCCUCAUGGAGACCAAAUCCAUGGGCAAUUUCCAGUUCACUGGACAGGCUUACUUGUCCGAGUUUUCGAUUCCGAAUUUUCAUUUUCAUCUCUCGACUGCAUACUGCAUCUUGAGGACCCAGGGCGUGCAGAUUGGGGCAUUGGACUAUCUGAAGGAUGUAUUCCAUAAGGUGUAAAUUGACAUCUAUAUCUGGCCUGGCGACAGCGAUUUAAUGGAGCCGGGGCGGGGAGUGGAAUGGUGGAUACGAUGGACCCCGCUGGAUGUGUUCAGCAACCUACCCGAUCCUUCCACUAUCCAUGCCUGCAAUUUAACUUUGUGCACCGCAU
Messenger RNA from Truncatella angustata, 860 nucleotides. RefSeq lists its product as uncharacterized. Bases 191 to 709 code for a protein of 172 amino acids. The transcript is spliced from 2 exons. Lineage: Eukaryota; Fungi; Ascomycota; Sordariomycetes; Amphisphaeriales; Sporocadaceae. The record is from RefSeq and is a predicted model, not a curated record.